AUGACACAACGCAAGCCCACCAGCAAGACCGCGACCGCCGCGCGCAAGGCUCGAUCUACCUCGCUGCUGGCAUCCAAGUCGCCGGCGCAGCGCUCGCCCCAGGCGCAGGCGCAGGUGCACGCCAAGAAGAAGCGCAAGCACAACCAAAAGUACCUCGAUCAACGCCAGAGGGAGCAGGUGGACCGCGAUGCCUUGGACGUACUCAGGAACGGAGGCCGCGAUCAGCCAGACGAGCCGCAGCACAACCCGUUUGCAUACACCACGUCCAGCGCAAAGGAACAGAGAAAGACGGCGCGGCAAAUGAACCAGACGCUCGAGGCAUUCAAUCUGCUCAUGAAGCAAAUGUGA
Molecule: messenger RNA, 348 nt
Organism: Pseudozyma flocculosa PF-1
Lineage: Eukaryota; Fungi; Basidiomycota; Ustilaginomycetes; Ustilaginales; Ustilaginaceae
Exons: 2
Coding region: 1-348 (115 amino acids)
Source: RefSeq, a predicted model, not a curated record